Messenger RNA from Acaulospora colombiana, 1812 nucleotides. The record is from the annotation of a GenBank genome assembly. NCBI's taxonomy places the organism in Eukaryota, Fungi, Glomeromycota, Glomeromycetes, Diversisporales, Acaulosporaceae.
AUGAGCAAAAUUUUCAGAAAGAAAGCUCAUUUGAGACGUUCCCCAGCUACCGCGAGUAGAGAAAUCAGUCAAACAGCCAUCACCAUCGAUAGCUCUUCACAGCCCCGUGGAGAUGGUUCACAAGAAGGCGAAGGCAGUGGGCAUGAUGAAAAAGACAUGCCACAGAAUUAUUUCGAGACCAAAGAGCUCGACACACAAGAAUAUAAUCCAUCACGCGAAAUACCUAACUCGGAUGACAUGCGAGAGCUCAAAAUUCACCGACUAGAUUUAACCAUUACAAUAAUCCUUUACUAUGCCUCACUAAUAAUAAAUUCUUUGACCCUUUCAAGCGAUUCUUCGCCAUUUUUAUUUAACCUAUUGUUUCGCUCUUUUGCGUUGAACUUGUGGCAAUUCGGUCAAUUGGAUUUAAUCGGAAGAAUUACUGGACUCAUAUUAUCGCUACAAUCCCUCGUAUUCUUAGUUGCAGUAGGAAUCUACGCUUUCUCGAGGAUAUCAAGGUCUAGCCCGAAAAGACGUGGCAGGGAAUCAAGGACCAGCAGAGAUGGAAAUAUAAAAAUAUAUUACGGAGGACCAUUUCAGAUAGUUCACUUAUUCAAGAGUUUUUUUGGUUCGGGUGAUCUGAAUGACGCAUAUUACGACUCCCUUAAGAAUUACGACGCUCAAAUAUCUCAAUUCAUGGGAAUACUAGGUUACUUUUUGAUAAUUAUAGCUGCUAUUAUCGCGGGAAGCAAUGAAGUUACUGAGGUUGGAACUUCAAAUGCAAUUUCACACUCAGCGUAUAAAGCUACAGUUGCAGCUGUCAUAUUAUUUGCAAUAUUGAAUAUUAUGAUUUGUGUGGCGGAUAUUUGGAAAAUCGGAAGUGAAGAGAUAAUUCUCUAUGUGAUCAUCAGAAACUCGUGUUGCGGCGAGAACAGGAAGUCUAGGAAUACUGUGGGAAUUUUGGAUAGGAAUAUUCUAACCACAGCCUCAGUGAAGAGUGCAACACAAGCAGCAAUGACCGGAUUACCGACUGUGGUAAAAACGUCAACAGGCAUAACAGCCUCACCAGCUCUAUCGAGAUCAAAUAGUCCAUCAAAAGUGACUUCGUCGAGAAAUAGCAGUCCUAUUUCUUCGAGGCCGAGCUCAGUUACAGCUAAUGUUUCCGCUUCCUCCUUGUCAAGAUCAUUGCAGCCAUCUACGGUGUCGACCGCUAGUCCGUCGCAAUCGAGGUCUGCCUUGGCAACAGACCCCCCUGCUACAUCCUCCAGGAUGCAUUAUGAUCUUAGUCCUUCCAGACCCAUAACAUCAUAUCCGACGGAGACUACCACUUAUUACGGCGCACCAUCCGCUGGAAUUGUAGAAAGACAAGAAUUGACACAAGAAGUGAUAUAUGGUGGAAGUGCCUUUGAAGAACAAAAUUUAACAUAUGAUGUAACGGGAAGACAAGAACAUUCGUACGGGAAUGUCGGGGAACCAUACGUAAGUCGUUUCGAAGAACAAGUUUCGACACCGGAAGGCGAUGAAGGCAAUACGGAGAGACUAGGAUACGCGCAAGACAGUGAGGGAUUUGACAGGCAGGAGUUGAUAUAUGGUGGUGUAGUCGAGGAGAGGCCAUCUGGUAGUGAUGUUGAGGAGAUGCCAUCUGGUGGUGGCGAUAUCGUAGAAAGACGAGAAUCAAACACUCCGCCGAUCGAAAGUCAACGAUUUUUACCCCAGAGAACAGCUACCAUACAAAGACAAGCUGGUCUUAGGAGGAAUGCGAGUAGCAAUCGAGCUCGUAGAAAUCGAAGAAAUGAGAGUGAAGAAAGUGUUGAGCGGGGAAGGCCGAGAUAA